GGCUCCCUCAGAGCGCUGAGGUCCCGGGGCAAGGAGCUCCUGUGGGAACUUCGCAGCGUCUCUCUCAACAAAGCCUUCGCUCCCUUUUUCCUUUUCCUUUUUUUUUUUUUUUUUUUUAAACCUCGGGCGGAUUUUGUUGCCCUACAGGGAUAAAACCCUGCAGCCUUUACUUGACCAAACCGUUCCUCCUCGUCCUACCCCAGCCAUGGUGAUGUUCAAGAAGGUGAAGAACUUCGCUGUGGCCUUCAGCGAGCCCGACAAGGUUUACUUCAGCGGGGACAAGGUGGCCGGGCGAGUGCUGGUGGAGGUGGCCGAGGUGACCCGUGUCACCGCCGUCAAGGUGCUGGCGUGUGGCGUGGCCAGGGUGACCUGGGCCAAGGGCCCGGCCCAGUGCCGGCAGGAGAUGGAGUACCUGCGCUUCGAGGACGUGCUGGCCCUUGAGGAGCAGCCCACAGAUGACGACGGCUCAGUCAUCCUGAGACCUGGCAACAAGUACGAGUACAAAUUCGGCUUCGAGCUGCCCCAGGGGCCGCUGGGCACCACGUUCAAGGGCAAGUACGGCUCUGUGGAUUACUGGGUGCAGGCGUCUCUGGAGCGCCCGUCCUGCCCCGCUCAGCUGAUCAAGAAACGCUUCGAGGUGAUGGAUCCUGUGGACGUGAACACCCCAGAACUGCUGUCUCCAGUUGCAGCCAAAAAGGAGAAGAAAGUGUCGUGCAUGUUCAUCCCCGAUGGCCGCGUGUCUGUCAGCGCCCAGAUCGACAGGAAGGGCUUCUGUGAAGGCGACGAGAUCUGCAUCAACGCCGACUUUGAGAACACCUGCUCGCGCAUCGUGGUGCCCAAGGCCGCCAUCGUGGCCAAGCACACCUACCUGGCCAACGGGCAGACCAAGGUGUUCUCCCAGAAGCUCUCCUGCGUCCGUGGCAACCACAUCAUCUCGGGCACCUCCGAGUCGUGGCGGGGCAAAACCAUCCGCGUGAGGAAGCUGAAGCCUUCCAUCCUGGGCUGCAACAUCCUCAGGGUGGAAUACUUCCUGCAGAUUUACGUCAGCGUCCCGGGCUCCAAGAAGAUCAUCCUGGAGCUGCCCCUGGUGAUCGGGAGCCGCUCCGGCAUCGGCAGCCGCAGCUCCAGCAUGGCCAGUCAGACCAGUUCCGAGAUGAGCUGGGUGGACCUGAACCUGCCCGACGCUCCCGAGGCUCCCCCGUGCUACCUGGACAUCGUGCCCGAGGAUCACCGCCUGGAGAGCCCCACCACGCCCCUGCUGGACGAUCCCGACGGCUUCGACAGCCCCAUCUUCAUGUACGCGCCCGAGUUCAAGUUCAUGCCGCCCCCCACCUACACGGAGGUGAGCGCGGCAGCGGCGCCGGGGCAGCCGGGGCCGGGUGGGGCCGAUGGGCUCCUCACCUGUGCAGGCUCCUCACCCUCCCGCUGCUCGCAGGUGGAUCCCUGCGUGUCCAACAACAACAACAACACCAACAACAACAUCGUCCAGUGAGCUCCGCACCCACACCCGGGCUCUGACUGCACAGCACGUCUGGAAAAGGGAAAAAAUGUCACAUUCCUGAGGAGCUGCUGCAAAUUCCUGCAGUUCCCGAGGAGUUCCUGCAGCCCCGGGAGUUGCUGCGCUCCCAGGAAUCGUUCCCGAGGAAUUCCUGCGUUCCCCACCUCAAAUCUGGAGGGACAGAAAACCCCUCAAGGAACUGUGGGGAGACAAAGCAGAUCCAGCUGGGAGAUCUCGGCUGGCGCGGUGCUGGUCCUGUCGUGAUGGGGACAGGCAGGGAGUUGUGGUUUUUAAUUAAUUCCAGCCUCAUUUCGUGACUCUGGGCGCUCCCGCCGAGGGGAGGAGGGGGCGCUGUGACAUCGUGCAUCCGUCCUGUCGCGACACAGAGUCGGUGUCACGACCUUUUGUACUCUGGUUUUUGUACAUAGUGUAUCGGGGAGGGGUGGGAAGCACAAAAAUGCAAAUUUUGUACUUUUUUUUUCGCAGCCCCUGGGGGGCAAAGUUUGUAAUAAAGUUGUAAUAAAUAAAUGAAGUUA
This is a messenger RNA of Melospiza georgiana, 2034 nucleotides long. RefSeq names its product thioredoxin interacting protein (gene TXNIP). Bases 206 to 1492 code for a protein of 428 amino acids. Gene Ontology annotation, molecular function: ubiquitin protein ligase binding. Gene Ontology annotation, biological process: protein transport. The record is from RefSeq and is a predicted model, not a curated record. The transcript has 7 exons. Lineage: Eukaryota; Metazoa; Chordata; Aves; Passeriformes; Passerellidae. Gene Ontology annotation, cellular component: cytoplasm.